UCGUAUAAAUACUUCAUCUUCUUCCUCAAGUUUCUCUAUUCCGAUCAGCCAUGAACUCCGACGCCGGAAAAUGGUACUGUCCAGUAACCGGAGUUUAUCAAAGCACACAUCCGACCCGGAUUCUUCCAACAGACCCGUUAAUGGACGUCGUCUCCUUCAUCUUCUCACACAAUCACAAUGGCGGCCAAGCUGCUUUCAUUGAUUCAUCAUCUGGUACUGCAAUUUCUCGUUCGGAAAUAUAUCCUCUAAUCAAAUCCAUUGCGUCUGGUUUACAUCAUCAAUUUGGUGUUAAACAAGGUGACGUUGUUCUGAUUCUUCUUCCGAAUUCCAUACUGUUUCCUGUUAUCUUCUUGGCUAUUGUCUCUAUAGGAGCUAUAGUUACUCCAAUGAAUCCUCUUAGUUCUUUAAAGGAGAUUAAGAGGCAAAUUACUGAUUCUAAUGUUUCCAUUGCUUUAACUUCGUCUGAACAUGUUAAGAAACUUGAAGCAUUGGGAAUUCCUGCAAUCGGAGUUCCGGAAAGUGUUGAUUUUGAUUCAUAUCGAUUUGGGUUAUCUGAUUUUUCUAAGCUUGUUUCAAGUAAAUCUGAUUUAGCUCCUAAACCUAGUAUUCAUCAAGAGGAUACAGCUGCCAUUAUGUAUUCUUCAGGAACUACUGGUAUAAGCAAAGGUGUUGUGUUAUCGCAUCGAAAUUUCAUAGCUGCAAUUGAGCUUUUUGUUAGGUUUGAAGCUUCUCAGUAUGAGUAUUCAAGUUCGGAGAAUGUUUAUUUGGCUGUUUUACCCAUGUUUCAUAUAUAUGGGCUAUCACUUUUCACCAUGGGGUUAUUGUCGCUCGGAUCUACAGUCGUGGUGAUGACAAGGUUCGAUGCGAAUGAGAUGGUGAGAGCGAUUGAGAGAUUUGAGGUUACUCACUUCCCUAUUGUCCCCCCUUUGUUGAGGCAAUUGACGAAUAAAGCCAAGAGUGUGCCCGUAAGUUUCGCCAAGAGUUUGAAACAGGUUUCUUCUGGUGCUGCUCCUUUGAGCUUGAAAAACAUUGAAGAUUUUUUGUUGGUUCUUCCCCAUGUUGAUUUUAUCCAGGGUUAUGGGAUGACUGAAUCGGCGGCUGUUGGAACUAGGGGAUUUAAUACUGAGAAGCAUCAGAAAUAUUCUUCGGUUGGGCUAUUGGCUCCGAAUAUGGAAGCUAUGGUUAUAGAUUGGGUAACCGGUUCUUUCAUGCCUCCAGGAGGUAGUGGCGAGCUUUGGCUGAGGGGUCCAGGCGUUAUGAAAGGUUACUUGAACAACAAAGAAGCCACAUUGAAAACAGUAGAUGGAGACGGUUGGCUACAUACAGGAGAUAUAGUUUACUUUGACGAAGAAGGGUACGUGCAAGUACUCGAUCGCAUCAAAGAGAUCAUCAAAUACAAGGGUUUUCAGAUUGCUCCUGCGGAGCUGGAGGCGGUUCUGAUUUCCCACCCUGAUAUCGUUGAUGCUGCUGUAACAGAUGGUUAUGACGAGGAAGCAGGCGAAAUCCCAAUAGCUUUCGUUAUUGGAAGAGAUGGAAAUAAGCUAUCAGAGGAAACUGUUAUAGAGUUUGUCUCCAAACAGGUUGCACCAUACAAGAAGGUGAGAAGGGUGGUUUUCACAAAUUCGAUACCAAGGUCAGCUGCUGGAAAGAUUCUUCGAAGGGAACUGAAGAAUGUGUUAACUUCCAAACUGUAGGAACAAUAUGAUUGAAUGAAUGAAUGAAUGGUUAGGUUUUGUUGUAAUGUGGGGAAGUAAAAAAGACAUAUUAAUAGAAGACAAUUGUUUU
Molecule: messenger RNA, 1785 nt
Organism: Impatiens glandulifera
Lineage: Eukaryota; Viridiplantae; Streptophyta; Magnoliopsida; Ericales; Balsaminaceae
Product: 4-coumarate--CoA ligase-like 6
Exons: 6
Coding region: 51-1694 (547 amino acids)
Biological process (GO): ubiquinone biosynthetic process
Cellular component (GO): peroxisome
Molecular function (GO): CoA-ligase activity
Source: RefSeq, a predicted model, not a curated record